AUGACUUCUCAGUGGGGAAAUCGGUCCAAGUGGACACUUGGUGUUCUGAGUCAUCCAGAAACAGACGAAGUUCCCGGCACCAUCCUACUCCUCGCUUCCGACCGAAAUGAGCCUCUCGGUUUGCGAAACCAACCAGCCCGGACAUCAGCUUCAUCACUUCCUUCUCCAUACCCGCCCAGCAGAUCAUCUUCCCGUUCAAUCGCUCCUGUGGCUAAGAGGACGCCGGAUGGGCGCAUUGUUCUACAUCCCCAGCCGGAGGACUCGGCAAAUGAUCCGCUAAAUUGGCCCAGCUGGCGUCGAGAUGCCGCUCUACUAUCAUUGGGCUUUUACUGUCUCAUGGGAGGUGGAAUGACUCCGGUUUUGGCUGCCGGCUUCAAUGACGUGGCGAAAGACUACACAGUGAGCAUCCAGCAGGUGGCCUACACGACUGGCCUUUACAUGUUGGGAUUAGGGUUCGGGUCUGUUAUCAUGGCGCCGACUGCAAUUCUGUGGGGAAAGCGACCUGUGUACCUGCUGGGAGCUACUUUGUUUAUUCUUUCGGCGGUAUGGUGUGCGCUUUCUCCCAACUACCCUAGUUUAGUGGUAGCUCGGAUUUUUAUGGGAAUUGCUGUCAGCCCAGUGGAAUGUUUGCCCUCGGCAACAAUUGCAGAGAUUUUUUUCCUGCACGAGAGAGCUUAUCGCAUCGGUAUAUAUACACUGUUACUCCUUGGAGGCAAGAAUCUCGUGCCACUGGCUAGUGCCGCUAUCAUCGGGGCGCUAGGAUGGCGUUGGGUAUUUUGGGUUGUUGCCAUCGUAGUUGGAGGCAGUCUCGUGUUCCUUUUCUUCUUUGUUCCGGAAACAUUCUGGGAUCGCACUCCUCGUCGAAAGCCAAAGUCAAAGCGACCUGGAUUCUACCGGAGUGUUUCUGAGCUCGCGCACGCCGGCUUUCGCGGCAGACAUCCGGAGCGACGAACUGACGAGAAACUAUCCGGCUGGCAGAGUCCGGGCAGUGUGCAAAGUCCGACCACCGAACGGACGCGGAGAGAUGUGCAUGUCGGCUUUGCUGAAGACCCGUCAGAUGAGAAAGUAGAAAAAGCCGUUGAGAUUUCACCGGAUGCAGGAAUUGGUCCUGACGAUGGAAACUCACCUUCAGACGCUAUGCGCCUUCCAUCGGCAGAUUCUACUCGACCGCCUAUCGGUAGCACAUCUCCAAAUGCGUCAACUACUUACGGGUCAUCAGGCCAUGCUCCUGGGUCCGUCGGGGCAGGUCAAUCAUCUCCAGCUGCUCCAGAUGUAGAGGCUGCCCAGGCAAUCAGUCUGUCUCCCAUGAGAGGUGAAUCCGAGGAACAUGUAGCAAUGAAUGCAUCCGCCCUGUACACUCAUAACCUACGCGAACAACCGAAGGUAUCUUUUCGACAGACACUCCGAGUAUGGAAUGGACGACUCAGUCAUGACAAAUGGUAUCGAGCAGCGAUUCGCCCAUUCAUUCUCUUUGCCUACCCAGCUGUUCUGUGGUCGGCUCUCGUUUAUUCCUUGUCUAUUGGUUGGCUGAUUGUUUUAUCUGAGUCGGUUGCCACGAUAUACGAGAAUAAAGAAACAUAUAAUUUCUCUGCUUUGGGCACGGGCCUGAUUUAUAUUUCUCCGUUUGUAGGCGGAGUUCUCGGUACGGCAGUCGCAGGACGAGUGUCUGACAUUAUUGUCAGGUUCAUGACUCGACGCAAUGGAGGUAUUUACGAGCCGGAGUUCCGUCUGGUAAUGGCGAUUCCAGUGGCACUUUCGACUGCCGCCGGUCUUAUGGGGUUCGGUUGGAGUGUGCAAGAAAGGGAUGCCUGGAUUGUACCAACUAUCUUUUUUGGAAUUAUUUCCUUUGGCUGCUCUCUUGGAAGCACUACGUCUAUUACCUUUUGCGUGGAUAGUUACCGACAAUACGCGGGCGAGGCUUUGGUGACCUUGAACUUUAGCAAGAAUGUCUUUCACGGACUGAUAUUCUCCCUUUUCAUCGUGGAUUGGCUGAAGAGCGAUGGCGCGCGUACGGUAUUUUUGGCCAUUGGAGGGAUACAAAUUGCAUGUCUGUUGACUUCUAUUCCGAUGUACAUAUUUGGGAAGCGGGCACGUAUGUGGACUGUGAAGAGGAAGUUGAUGGAGAAGUUCUAGAUGGCGACUAAAACAUAGAUUCGGUCUCGGUCUUUUGUUUUCUUGGUUGUUGGGUUGAUAUUAGAGUCGGAGGUAGCAAUUGUUUGUUUGAUAGGCGAGUUGAUGGUCGCAUAAAUGACCGUUACAUGUGUUUCUUCUUGGAUACCGUAGAGCAAUGAAGAAUAACAUCUUCAAUAAGUUAG
Messenger RNA from Talaromyces stipitatus ATCC 10500, 2315 nucleotides. Its product is annotated as MFS transporter, putative. The coding region runs from base 1 to 2133 and encodes 710 amino acids. Lineage: Eukaryota; Fungi; Ascomycota; Eurotiomycetes; Eurotiales; Trichocomaceae. Gene Ontology annotation, molecular function: transmembrane transporter activity. The transcript has 4 exons. The record is from RefSeq and is a predicted model, not a curated record. Gene Ontology annotation, biological process: transmembrane transport.